AUGGGAUGCUCAUUCUCAUCAGAAGAAUUAAAAGAACAAAGACGCAUCAACAAUGAAAUUAAUCAACAAAUAAGACGAGAAAGACGUGAGUCAAUGCGUGAACGGAAACUCCUUCUUCUCGGUACUGGUGAGUCUGGCAAGUCAACAUUCAUCAAACAGAUGCGUAUUAUUCACGGAAGUGGCUACUCAGACGAUGACAAACGUUCAUUUAUAAAAUUAAUUUAUCAAAACAUUUCUAUGGCAAUGCAGUCAAUGAUUCAUGCUAUGGAAUCACUAAAAAUUGAGUAUAGUGACGAAAAAAAUAUAGAAAAAGCCCAGCAGAUACUUAGUCAUGACCUUACACCAGCACAAAAUGUUCAACUAUCAUUAAUGAGCUCAAUAAAGGAACUUUGGGCUGAUGCAGGCAUUCAGGAAUGUUAUGAGCGACGACGAGAAUAUCAAUUGAUAGAUUCAGCAAAAUAUUAUCUUAAUGACCUAGAACGGAUUGAAAAGGAUGAUUACUUACCCACGGAACAGGAUUUAUUGCGCGCACGAGUCCCAACAACAGGAAUUAUUGAGUAUAAAUUUAAAUUAGACAAUAUUUAUUUUAGAAUUGUUGAUGUAGGUGGACAAAGAUCUGAGAGAAGGAAGUGGAUUCACUGUUUUGAAAAUGUCACUUCCAUUAUUUUCAUAUCAGCACUGUCUGAGUAUGAUCAAGUUCUAUUUGAGUCUAGUGAUGUCAAUCGAUUAGAAGAGUCGAUGGCUUUAUUUAAGACAUUAAUCACCAGCAAUUGGUUCCAAGAGUCAUCAGUACUUCUGUUUCUAAAUAAGAAGGAUUUACUGCAAGAAAAAAUCAUGAAUUCACAUUUGGAUGACUACUUUCCUGAGUUUUAUGGACCCAGGAAAGAUAUCAUUGCUGCUAGAAACUUUAUCCUGCAAAUGUUUGUGAAUUUAAAUCCUGACGAGGACAAAACUAUUUAUUCACACUUUACAUGCGCAACAGACACUGAAAACAUGAAGUUUGUAUCUGCAGCAGUUAAGGAUACGAUAUUACAGAGUAAUAUAUCAACUUAUUUACCCAUGUAG
Molecule: messenger RNA, 1065 nt
Organism: Chironomus riparius
Lineage: Eukaryota; Metazoa; Arthropoda; Insecta; Diptera; Chironomidae
Source: the annotation of a GenBank genome assembly